CUAUUUUUCCGGUUCCUGUUUUCUUACUUGUAAAGAAAAGUUUGGCUUAUUCCUUUUUGCUCCGUGUCAUUCGUUGAUCUCGUGAGAGGAAGACGCCGUAGGCUUGUUAUACUUUAAGAAACACGCACAUGGGAGAGCCAGAACCUCCAGGCGCUCUCCUUCUUUACCGUCUAUUGGUCACCCUUGUCACAGAAGCGCCGCUCUAUACUCCGGAAGACCUUUCUAUGACUGUGCCAAGCGCGGGAAACUGGUUCUUCGUCCUGGAUACGGCCUAGAACAGCCCGUCAUGGCAGGCAGACGAGGGGCAUUAAUUGUGCUGGAGGGGGUAGACCGCGCUGGUAAAAGCACACAGAGCCGAAAGCUGGUCGAGGCCCUGUGGAGAAGGGGAGUUCGAGCUGAAUUGCUUAGGUUUCCUGAAAGAACAACAGAAAUUGGACGUCUGAUAAGUUCCUACUUGGAAAAGAAAAACAAUUUGGAAGAUCAUACAAUACAUCUGCUGUUUUCUGCUAAUCGCUGGGAACAAGUGCCAUCGAUUAAGGAGAAGUUAAACCAGGGUAUCACUUUGAUAGUAGACAGAUAUGCCUUUUCUGGGGUAGCCUUCACAAGUGCUAAAGAGAACUUCUCCUUGGAGUGGUGCAAGCAGCCGGAUGUGGGGCUUCCAAAACCAGACUUGAUCCUUUUCCUUCAGCUAAGCACCUCUGAAGCAGCCAAACGUGGAGACUUUGGAAAUGAACGAUACGAGAAUUGCCUUUUUCAAGAGAAAGUUUUACAAUGCUUUCACCGUCUGAUGGAAGAUAAGACUUUAAAUUGGAAGAUGAUUGAUGCUUCAAAGAACAUAGAAGAUCUACACAACGAAAUCACAUCCUUUGCAGAGGAGGCUAUGCAACAGGCUAAGUAUACACCCAUAGGAGAAUUGUGGAAGUAGAACUGGCUUAUAUUAUCUACUUGAAUUACUUCAUCAAAGCAAGAUCUGCAUUAUUCACUUUUGGUCAAUAUUUAUGUCUCUAUCUAGCGGUUUAUACAGAGCAAAUGGGACUCACUAGCUUUGUUGUUUCUCGAAAUCCCUUCAGUUGAGCAUGCUACUUUAGAACUGUAAAGCCUAGUCUUCCCUCGGAAGCAUUUCUGCAGGAAUUUUUACUGGGGCAGAUGCUACUUUCAGAGAUGUGUACAAUAGUCCUUAAUUGGUGUUUUGUAAUCCUUUUUUUAAGAAUAGCCAAAUUUCUUAAUGUGAAUCACUUCAAGCACACCAUGGCCACCCUCUGAUGGUAUCUUGUAUCUUGGCUUCAGGCAGUUUUCAGCUAGCUGUGCAAGUGAGUGAGCAAACACACAAGGAUAUCUUCCAUUAUAUAGUUUCACAGUCUGAACAAACUGGGAACCUAUAGUUAAUAGCAAGAAACCAGGAUAUUAAACUAUGGUUUGAGGAUGGUUUACUGUCCUGGCUUGAGAACAUGAAUCACAGUUAAAAUGAAAUGGUUAAGAUAAAAUGAGAAACUAGCAAUGGAAGGCUUCCUAGCUUAUAUGAAAUGGCUGUGUGUACAGACAAAUCUUGAGAAGUUUUGGCUCAUAAAGCUGAGGAUACUGUCUGAACACAGCCUCCUUUAUUUUUUAAACUUGUUAUGAAGACCAUCUGAUUAUAACGUUCCAUUUUUAACUAAAUGCACAUUUGAGUUCUUAAGGAACUCUUGGGUAUAUGUCUUGCAAAUACUGUUGUAUUUUUUGAUCCCCCCACCUUUAUUUAGUUCUUAAAUGUUGACCAGCAAUUUAGAGUGUUCCUUAAAAAUCUGUGUUUGUGUUUCUACAUUAAACCCCAAAAUAAAGAAUGAUGCAAAGAAUGAGCUUAUCUGCACUUUCCCCAUAUUCCUUCCAGAAUUCAACAACUUUUGAUUCUACAUCCUAUUUGGUUUCAUAUGUAUAGCACAUUUAAAGAAAUUUCUUGUUUGUAUUUUUAGCAAUAUAUUCUUCAUAUUCCUUUAUAUUUAGUUUAGCUUGCAUUAUUUGUUAACUUUUGUGCUCUUUUCUGUUUUUAAAUGAAGUGGUCUUACCUUUUCUACCCUGGAUUUUUAUUUAAUCAUGGUGGCUGAGUGCACCAGUUCAAAUGAAAUGUUGCCAAGUUUCUUUCUAGCUCAGCAGUGGGGAGCCAGUAACUUCAGAUGAUGUGGGAUUCAACUAAUCCACAAAUAUGGUUAAUUAUUAGAAUUUAUGGGAGUUGUAGUCUAACAUGGCCACAAGUUUUCCACCCUUUUUACUUAAGAACUGUUGUGCAAAACAAAUUCAAUUACCUUUUGUAUACUAGGACAAAUAGUUUGCUUGUUUUCUAUAUUGUGAAGCGUUUUUGCAGUAGGGAUGGUCAAUAUUUGUUCAGUCUAUUUUUUCAAAUGAGUUGACCUGAAUCGUAUCUAGUCUAUAGAUUGGAAAGCAGUUAUCAUUAACAUUGCAAUGCUUCUCCAAAUGUUCCAGUGCAGUUCUUAGCGCAAAGAACCAAUUUUUAUGUUUAGAAACUGAUAUCUUAUCUGAAAAUAACUUACUAUUUUAAAUAUAUCUUGAACUUUUGUAUAGAUUUUGUAUAGAUGGCGCCGUUGUUAAAUAUAUCUUGAACUUUUGUAUAAAAUCAGAAGUGUGGAAAUGGCAUAGAUCAGACAUAUGAAUUAGUAUAUUUGAAGCAUCUGACAUGGACAUCUAUCCCUAUUUUCUUGUGGUGAUGGACACCUCAUUUGGAAGUUAGCUGAUUACCACAUUCUUUUUCCCAAAAGAAUGAAAAGCCUUUUCUUGGAAAACUGCAUGUUUAAACUAACAGAUUAAAUAAAGAAUUUUGAACUACUUGAA
Varanus komodoensis (Komodo dragon) is the source of this 2823-nucleotide messenger RNA. It is a transcript of the gene DTYMK, whose product is annotated as deoxythymidylate kinase. Gene Ontology annotation, molecular function: ATP binding; dTMP kinase activity. NCBI's taxonomy places the organism in Eukaryota, Metazoa, Chordata, Lepidosauria, Squamata, Varanidae. Bases 287 to 925 code for a protein of 212 amino acids. Gene Ontology annotation, cellular component: cytosol; mitochondrion; nucleus. The record is from RefSeq and is a predicted model, not a curated record. The transcript is spliced from 5 exons. Gene Ontology annotation, biological process: dUDP biosynthetic process; dTDP biosynthetic process; dTTP biosynthetic process.